CGCAAUUUAUCUUUUACCUACUCGCUUAUCAAUAGUACAAUCCCUCGUUAUAUCUACAACCCCACACCUUCGAUUAUAUAUUGUUCAAUCUUUACAUCAUUACAUAUGCCCAACAGAAGAAGAUCAUCCGUUUCGAAUGGUACCAGAGCCCCCGCUAAGUUGUUCAAAUGUACAGGCUUUGGUAAUUGUAAUAUGGUUUUCACCAGAAGCGAGCAUUUAGCUCGGCACCAGCGAAAGCAUACUGGAGAGAAACCCUAUAAGUGUAUCGUACCUGGAUGCGAACGCAUGUUUAGCAGAUUCGAUAAUAUGAUGCAGCACACCCAAACACACGACAAGAAUAAAAAGCUAAAAGCACACAGUCAUUCACAGAAAUUUAGCCAGAACAAUGGAUUGAAAGAGCAACAGCAAAGACAUUCGACGGGUAGUUACUCCAUGUCUAACAGUAGGAACUCACAAUUCCUCUCGCCUUCAUCCAUCAUGACCAAUUCAGUACCAUCCCGCGCUGAGCGUCCUCGCUCCAUGAUAGAUAGUAAGAUUUUACCUUUACCCAAUACUAGCAGAGCUCUUAUGCCCACCGAAUCUUCAUUCCCUCAUGUUUUAUAUCAAGAGCACUCCUCUUAUUCAGCUAUAAAGCAGCCCAGCAAUCGCUUUUCAUGGCCAUUGAGAAGGGACGCUCAUCCUUAUCCCCAACAUCAACCUAAUACUGGCCCUUACCUUGAUCCUUAUUCGCACAUAUCGCAACAUCCACCAUCCUAUUGUCACCCUUCCUCUUCCUCUACUUCGCAUCCUUUAAACGACUUACAUGCUCGUCGACUGUCAUCUGCCUCCACAAAUUCUAGCGAAUCCACCCUUCCUUCACCUAUUUCUUCUACUUCUCUACCACCACCUAAAGAUGUUGGUACUCAGACGGCCAGGCGAAGAAUUUCCAUCGACGAUCUUCGAUUGCCUAUUGAAAGUAUCAAGAAUAUCCAUUUGAGUGAAACCACCGAUCCCAAUGCUCAUUCGCUCAACAAAUCUCACCAAUACGAGCAUCUUAUCAAUUCUCAUAACACCAAAUCCACCAACAACAACAAUCAGAAUCAACAACAAACUGUAGAUAUCACAACAGACGAAUUAGAAGCUUUGGAGGGUUUUGGCAAAUUUCACUCUACUUCCGUCAUUGCUUCUAACAAUCCUGAAUUGUCUCCAUCGCCUGUUCUACAUACUGAUAGCCCUAAUAUAGCUUCCCAGGUUUGUGCUAUGCGACAACGUGUCAUGUCUUUGAACGAAUCUUUUCAAAGACGUUAGCAAAGACCAAAUAGUUUCUGCCUCUUACCCUCUCUGUUAAUUUAUAAUGUAUAAUUAUCUAUCCUACUCUCAAUUUCUUUUACAACAAAAAAAGAAAAAAAAAAAGAGCAAUUAUUUUGUCUAUUUUAGUUAGCCCCAGCUUAUUUUUAUACAUAUCUAUAGAUAUACAUAACCUUAUCAAUAGCCUAGCAUAUUUACUAUCAUUGUUUUUAUUAUAUACAAUAAAAGAAAAGUACGAAAUACC
Molecule: messenger RNA, 1531 nt
Organism: Mycotypha africana
Lineage: Eukaryota; Fungi; Mucoromycota; Mucoromycetes; Mucorales; Mycotyphaceae
Exons: 3
Coding region: 106-1287 (393 amino acids)
Biological process (GO): regulation of transcription by RNA polymerase II
Molecular function (GO): DNA-binding transcription factor activity, RNA polymerase II-specific; RNA polymerase II cis-regulatory region sequence-specific DNA binding
Source: RefSeq, a predicted model, not a curated record